Carassius carassius (crucian carp) is the source of this 3015-nucleotide messenger RNA. Its product is annotated as potassium voltage-gated channel subfamily C member 1-like. The transcript has 4 exons. Gene Ontology annotation, molecular function: delayed rectifier potassium channel activity; protein binding. The record is from RefSeq and is a predicted model, not a curated record. Gene Ontology annotation, biological process: protein homooligomerization; potassium ion transmembrane transport. Bases 627 to 2450 code for a protein of 607 amino acids. Gene Ontology annotation, cellular component: neuronal cell body membrane; axon; dendrite membrane. Lineage: Eukaryota; Metazoa; Chordata; Actinopteri; Cypriniformes; Cyprinidae.
CUCCUCCUCCUCCCAUGGGCUGUGUCCACUGUCACAAGAUGCAACAGAUCCAACAAACUGAUGAUACCGUCUCAUCCUUCGAGAACAGACGAUUUGGCCUGAUAUAGAUGAAGUAGUUUCAAUCAAAGUUAACAUCGCAGACGUUUUUCGCAUGCGGUUUUAUUUUAAAUAACGUUGUGAUUAAGGAAUAAUGCGCACGCACGUGACAGCCGAGUGUUGUCAACGACAAGGUGACAUGAGUUUUGAAAGCGAAGAAAUGGAGUCAUUUUUAGAGUAGUUUGACUUUUAUUUGAACUAUGUUUUUCUCUCAAAGUUUUUCUUUGUAAAUGUAAUGAUAAAUGCCCAAGCGUUCGUGUUCAAUUUGCACGUAAUAAGCGGAUGGUUUGCUCGUGUUUUGGUGUUUACUAUCGUGUCAAAGUGCCCAAGAAUGAGGAACAACCCAAGCAUCCACCCAUAGACUGAAAAUCAAGAAGAGUUUCUCCGUUAACAGGUGGUUCUUCGCGCCUCUGAUGGUCAUGUUGACGGCAGAAACUCUCUACCGUUGUUCGACAUUCAUAACUGACGACAGCUGCGCAGGUUUAGAAAGCCAAGAGAGUUACUAGGUAAAAGUCUCUCUAUCUAAAUCUAUGAUUAGCUCGGUGUGUGUUUCGUCGUACCGCGGGCGCAAGUCAGGCAACAAACCUCCUUCCAAAUCAUGUCUGAAGGAAGAGAUGGCCAGAGGCGAAAACUCGGACAAAAUCAUCAUCAACGUCGGUGGCACGCGCCACGAAACCUACAGGAGCACCCUUAGGACCAUACCGGGCACGAGACUCGCCUAUCUCGCCGACACGGACCACCAGGUGAACCCGAACCCAGCCACGGGACAGACACCCACCACCGGCGAAUUCUUUUUUGACCGACACCCGAGCAUAUUCGGCUAUGUGCUGAACUACUACAGGACUGGCAAGCUCCACUGCCCGGCGGAUGUGUGCGGCCCUCUGUUCGAGGAGGAGUUGGCAUUUUGGGGCAUCGAUGAGACGGACGUGGAGCCCUGUUGCUGGAUGACCUACCGCCAGCACAGGGACGCAGAAGAGGCGCUUGAGAUUUUCGAACCGCCAGAUCCGGAGGAUGCGGAGGAUGACCAGGACAUGCCCAGACGCUUCGGCAUCGAGGACAGCCUUGACCGCACCAGGGGAUACUGUGAAGUUUGGCAACCAAAAAUAUGGGCGCUCUUUGAAGAUCCAUAUUCUUCGCGUGCAGCCCGGGUUAUUGCCUUUGUCUCCCUGUUUUUCAUCCUGGUGUCCAUCACUAACUUCUGCCUGGAGACUCAUGAGGUCUUCAAUGAACUUCGCAAUGUCACAUCUACAAAUACUGAAAUCAACACCACCAUGACCCCCGUCACCCCGAAGAUGGAGAUGGAGCCCAAACCAGUUCUCACAUUGGUGGAGGGAAUCUGCGUGGUGUGGUUUACCUUUGAGUUCCUGGUCCGCAUCAUAUGUUGCCCGAACAAGCUUCUCUUCAUCAAGAACCAGCUAAACAUCAUUGACUUUGUUGCCAUCCUGCCCUACUAUCUGGAGAUGAGUUUGAGUGGCGUCAAAUCCGAAGCUGCCAAGGACGUCCUGGGCUUUCUGCGUGUGGUCCGUUUUGUGCGCAUCCUAAGGAUCUUUAAGCUCACUCGACACUUUGUGGGUCUCAGGGUCCUCGGCCACACCUUGCGGGCGAGUGUGAAUGAGUUCUGUCUGCUCAUCAUCUUUCUUGCGCUUGGGGUGCUCAUCUUCGCCACCAUGAUCUACUACGCCGAACGUCUUAGCGCAGAUCCCCAAGACCCUAGCGGCUGCAACCACACGCAUUUCAAGAACAUUCCCAUCGGCUUCUGGUGGGCGGUGAUCACCAUGACCACAGUAGGUUAUGGAGACAUGUACCCUAAGACAUGGCUGGGCAUGAUGGUCGGUGCGUUAUGCGCAUUAGCAGGUGUGCUUACCAUCGCCAUGCCAGUGCCCAUUAUUGUUAACAAUUUUGGGAUGUACUACUCGCUGGCUAUGGCCAAGCAGAAGUUGCCCAAGAAGAAGAAGAAGCACAACCCAAACCCAAACCCACACGUGGUUACAAACUCAUUUGGGAAGUCUGAAAGCAAUUCACCAGGGAACAGCACACAGAGCGACACGUGCCCCCUCGCCGCUGAGGAGAACCUUGGAAGAAAGCGCUCAGAUUCAAAACAGAAUGGUGAUGCUACGGUAACUCUUUCUGAAGAGGAGAGCUGCACUCUGACCCAAACGCUCUCUCCGGGCGAGAGGUGGACGCUCCGAUGCUCACACAACAGAGACAAGACCUUGAAAGAGGCAUCUUGCUUCCUGCUAAAUUCUGGAGACUUUUCUUGUGGAGCUGAACCCACCAUCCACACAGAGAGCUGUAAAGAUGCGCUCACAUCCCCAGCAAACUACACUCAAGCAGAAGUUACUACCCUGACCUGAGGGGGGUUUGUCCUUGUCUGGGAUGCUCACCAGUCUUUCAUCUUCUUAUCAAUCAUGCAUCGUCUUUCUCAGUCAAGAAUAUGGAACGUCAUCAUGUACAUCUGUCCAUUUUCAAGCUACCAGGCAUCUAUUUGCAUGACAGCAGUGCACGUUAAGAUCUAUAAAGCAUUUCUCCCCCCAGGAUUCUCAGCUUGUCUUUAUUUGGACGAAAGCAGAAAGCGGUCUGUGUCUGUCUGUGCCUGUACAGUAUCAUUUCAGAGAUCACAGGCCAACUAACACGACUCGAAGAAUGCCCCGUUUAUCACUGUACAAAGAACUGCUGAACAGGGAUGUACAAGAACAGUUUUCCAAAAGUAUUUUAAUUCAAAAUUUCAGAAGGAAAUAUAUAAAGUUUCAGUUUUUCUUAUAAAAAAAAAAACAGCAAAGCAGCUUUAUAAAAGAGCACAGUAGCACCUGCGUGUUUUCCCAAUAAUUGUCCAUCGUUUUCUGUAACCAAACUACAUAAAGUCCUGCAUUUAUAAUCAUCAGCCAUUAAUAAUCAUUACAUCGCUGGUUGAGAUGGGAC